This is a messenger RNA of Talaromyces stipitatus ATCC 10500, 1070 nucleotides long. Its product is annotated as uracil phosphoribosyltransferase. The record is from RefSeq and is a predicted model, not a curated record. The coding region runs from base 410 to 1027 and encodes 205 amino acids. Lineage: Eukaryota; Fungi; Ascomycota; Eurotiomycetes; Eurotiales; Trichocomaceae. The transcript has 3 exons.
CCAGAUACAUCAUCAGCCAUGUGAUCCGUCUUAUCUUGCUUUGUUAUCUCCGUUUUCUGCCGGCGUAAUCUCUCUCUCUGUUUAGUUUUGGCAUGUAAUCUAUUUGAUCCACUUCAUUCUGCCUUUCUCUUAUUCCCCCAAUUUCGCUUCUUCUCUUUUAUUUCUCUCUUUGCUCUUCCUUUCUGUCUCUCUCUCUCUCUCUUUCUUUCAAUCGUGGUCGUCUAGCUAUCUCGGUCUGCGGGGCUUAUCGUGAUAAGCUCAGACCCUGGUUCCUCUCGGAGCUCCCCGCAUUGCUUAUCCUGCCCGAGUUACCGAAUCCGUACAGAUCCAACUGUCCAUCCCGGAGCCCGCACUCUCCAACACACAAAAUAUAGCCAAACCUGUUUAACAAGCACAAACAAGACCCAAAAUGUCCUCAACUCUACCCGCCAACGCGCGGAUCUCCACUAACCCGUUCGUCGAGUCCAAACUGAACCAUCUGCGUGACCGAUCACUGGGCAGCAGCGCAGUUCGGGCCACCACCGCCGAAAUUGCUCGCAUCCUAGCUGUUGAAGCAACGCAAAACCACAAGCCCGACCACGGCAAAAUCGGAUUGAUAGUGGUACUACGUUCUGGUUUGGGGAUGAGUGAUGCAUUCUUGUCGCAGUUUGCGCCUGAUACAGAUGUGGUUGUUUAUCAUAUUGGCAUGUUUCGGGAGAAGUAUUCGUUGCAGCCCGUGGAGUACUACAAUAAGUUGCCCAACAACAAUACGGAUGUCAAACGGGUGUAUGUUAUAGAUCCAUUGAUUGCCACGGGUGGGACAGCUACAGCUGUUAUCGAGGCUUUGCGAGACUGGGGCGUUGAACACAUCACUUUUGUAUCAAUGUUGACCAGCCAGCAAGGUCUGGAGCAUGCAGCAAAGGCCUGGCCUGAAGGAACCGAAUUCGUGAUUGGGGCUAUUGAUCCCCGCUUGGAUUCAAACGGGUAUAUUGAGCCUGGAAUAGGUGAUAUUGGUGAUCGUCUGUUUGGAACUGGGCUGUCACAUUGAUUGGGUAGAUCUACUAGUAAAUAAAUUGGAUUUAACAUUUGGG